Molecule: messenger RNA, 791 nt
Organism: Engraulis encrasicolus (European anchovy)
Lineage: Eukaryota; Metazoa; Chordata; Actinopteri; Clupeiformes; Engraulidae
Product: Kv channel-interacting protein 1-like
Exons: 8
Coding region: 114-791 (225 amino acids)
Biological process (GO): regulation of potassium ion transmembrane transport
Cellular component (GO): voltage-gated potassium channel complex
Molecular function (GO): calcium ion binding; potassium channel regulator activity; transmembrane transporter binding
Source: RefSeq, a predicted model, not a curated record
AUUGUUGAAAAGGAGUCUGGCUGUUGUCGUGACGGAACAGUAACUUUCUAUUGUUGAAAAGGAGCCUGGCUGUUAUCGUGACGGUGUGACCCACCACCUAUCUCCGGAUCAGGAUGUCGGGCUGCACCAGCCUGUGUCGUCAGGGGGUGUUUAAGUUUGUGCAGUCCUUGCGGAGGCUGGUCUUUGGGACGCUCAGCAAAGAUAAGGUGGACGAUGAGUUGGAGAUGAGCAUGGUUAUCCACCGGCCGGAGGGCCUGGACCAGAUGGAGGCCACCACCAACUUCACCAAGAGGGAGCUGCAGGUGCUCUACCGAGGCUUCAAGAACGAGUGCCCCAGCGGAGUGGUGAAUGAGGAGACGUUUAAACACAUCUACGCCCAGUUCUUUCCACACGGAGAUGCCAGCACAUACGCUCAUUACCUUUUCAACGCCUUUGACUCUGCAAAAAAUGGAUCCAUCAAGUUUGAGGACUUUGUGAUGGGGCUCUCCAUUCUCCUCCGUGGGUCAACGAGAGAGAAACUCGAGUGGACGUUUAACUUAUACGACAUCAACAAGGACGGCUACAUCAGCAGGGAGGAGAUGACGGAGAUUGUGAGGGCCAUUUACGACAUGAUGGGGAAGUACACGUACCCGGCCAUGAAAGGAGACGUCCCCAAACAGCACGUGGAUGCCUUCUUCCAGAAAAUGGACAAAAACAAAGAUGGAGUUGUGACUUUGGAGGAGUUCAUCAUCGCAUGCCAGGAGGACGACACCAUGAUGAGGUCUAUGCAGCUCUUUGAGAAUGUAAUCUAG